AGAGAAAAAGAGAGCAUAGAAGUACAGAGAGAGAAAAAAGAGAGGUAGAGAGACAGAGAGGAAGAAUAACAGAAGAGACAGAAAGAGGAGGAUAGAAAAAGAGAUAAAGAAAGAAGAAGAGACAGAGAGAAAGCAGGAAGGACAAAGAUCUUCAUCUACAGACAUCAUGGUUUCCUAUAUCUUCUUGUUAAUUCUUUCUGGUUCAAUCCUGGCCUCAGGCCAACCAUGCGGGCUCCCUCCGUAUGUGCAGAUUGCUGAUGCUUCCAACUGCGCUGGCUUCCUGCAGUGUAUCAAUAACCAGGUGCAACACAGGGUUUGUGUCGAUGGCACCCUGUUCAACGCUUUGACUGGAUUAUGUGACUUCCCGUUCAAUGUCGAUUGUGGUUACCGACCAAACAAAGGGCCUGUCACUGUCGCCACCACCGCGUUCCCUACGACUACACAGAGCUUGCCAACUACUAUGUCCCCUGUGAAAAAGGAGAUCCUUAGACUGUAUGAUUUCUGGUAUGGAUUCCACUGCAACUUGUUUGGCACCACAAGCAUCAUCCGUUGGCCACAUCCUUAUGACUGUACAAAGUAUUUUGAAUGUGAGGGGAAGACGCUGAGUCGCAAGACUUGUCCCAGCUCUCCAGGGAAGUUAUUCUUCCAGUUUGAACCCCAGAACUGUGUCAUCGAGAAGAAUGCAAAUUGUCCUCUCACGCCGCCAUUUGGAGAAAAAAUCGUUCCAAGCCCCGAAGAAGUACGUUACCAGAAAAUAUGCAGGACCAAUCCAAACUCUCUGAUGCGAUGGCCCUACUCCAGAGACUGCCGCCGCUACUUCCAAUGCACAUAUGGCAAGUUUACACAAGAAAUAUGCUCCCAGAAACCAAACGUAAUGGUCUACAAUGACGAAAUCCUUAACUGCCAAAGUCCUCAGAGGAAUAAUACUUGCAUUUUAACCUGGAGGCCUUAACUUUCUUCAAUUAUACUCCACAUUAUGCUUUUUCUUCUACCUUCCUUUGAAUUUACCCAAAUAUAUAUAAUUCACCCAUAUAUAUAUUCCUAUUACUUUAUUUUCUCUUUAUUAUUCUAGCUUAUAUACCUACAUAUAUAUAUAUAAAAACAUGAUGCCAAG
This is a messenger RNA of Octopus sinensis (East Asian common octopus), 1114 nucleotides long. RefSeq lists its product as uncharacterized. The transcript has 4 exons. The record is from RefSeq and is a predicted model, not a curated record. NCBI's taxonomy places the organism in Eukaryota, Metazoa, Mollusca, Cephalopoda, Octopoda, Octopodidae. The coding region runs from base 167 to 952 and encodes 261 amino acids. Gene Ontology annotation, molecular function: chitin binding. Gene Ontology annotation, cellular component: extracellular region.